GGAGCUGGCCUUUCAUAUCGAACCGUUCGUCAACUGUCGACAUUGUUUUUCUGGUUCAUUAGUGACAAUUUUGAGACAUAAUUUGCGAUAUCGUGUUUUCCUGCUCUGCAACGUACUUCUCGGAUAACUCAGUGUCAAAAAACCGUAUCUUGUAUCGAAACUGUUUAGCCCAGCAAACAGACGCCCAGCAUGGAAGAAGGCAUAGAAGAUUGGGAAGAUAGAAUGUGUAAAGGAUUUCAGCAAACAGUCCAAGUACAAGACCAAGAAACUGGAGAAUGCUGGACAGUGGCAAAAGAUUCUGAUUGCACGGGAGUGUGUAGCGAUUCGAAGAUGAUUUGUACACGGAUAAUGGAAAGUGUUAGUAGCUGGAAGAUACCCAUAGAGUAUUCCUUGCUUGGCUCACAUUCAUCUUUUAAGGCAGAAAGUGUCCAACCCAUAUUUGCUACAGUGGAUGCAGACUCACUCACAAGUAAACCAAGCUGGAUUUGCGAAGAUGAUAAAUUCUCAGAUAAAACAGCAAUAAUAGCCACUCUGCCUUCACCUGGCAAAUUACCUGGUUUUUGCCGGAAACGAAGAUGUUCUGCAAGCUCUGGAGGAGCAAAAACUGAUUUGCCAGUCAAACCGGCCACAAAUCCUAUUGGAAAAAGUGCUCUAGAGCGCUUUCUUGAAGGGCGGGAGAGGUUAUUGUUUGUGGGGCGCCUCCUCUUCGCUUUCCUUGUGCUCCUCAGCCCGGGCUAUUUCUUCCCGCUCCUCUUCUUCAUCCGUACAUACUGCCACUACUGGAAGCACAGCACCGCUGAUCAAGAAGAAGAAAUCGUGGAAAGAACCUACAGCGGGCCCUUCAGUUUCUUCCAGAGCAAAACGUUUCUGAAAUACAGCUGUCGUGUUUGUCGAGAAAGGAUGAAAACAGAGCAGAUGUUCCGUAUUCAUUCGAAAAUCGGACCUAGUUCCUUCAAGAAAAACGCUGCAUUUCCAUUACCUGACGACUACGACUGCACACACAACCAUGAUGACUAUUAAGUAACCCAAGUUUUUAACCUUUGCGGUUUUACUAGUAUUUGUUGGCCAAGUUCUUAAAUACAAAUAUAUAUAUAUAUAAA
This is a messenger RNA of Daphnia carinata, 1100 nucleotides long. RefSeq lists its product as uncharacterized. The record is from RefSeq and is a predicted model, not a curated record. Bases 190 to 1020 code for a protein of 276 amino acids. The transcript is spliced from 4 exons. NCBI's taxonomy places the organism in Eukaryota, Metazoa, Arthropoda, Branchiopoda, Diplostraca, Daphniidae.